Talaromyces atroroseus is the source of this 1869-nucleotide messenger RNA. Its product is annotated as ATP-dependent RNA helicase dbp9. The record is from RefSeq and is a predicted model, not a curated record. The transcript is spliced from 3 exons. Gene Ontology annotation, cellular component: nucleolus. Gene Ontology annotation, molecular function: ATP binding; nucleic acid binding; RNA helicase activity. Lineage: Eukaryota; Fungi; Ascomycota; Eurotiomycetes; Eurotiales; Trichocomaceae. The coding region runs from base 1 to 1869 and encodes 622 amino acids.
AUGAAGCGCAAGCUCGAUGCCAACGAUGUGCCGUCGAUAGAGGCACCGGAAGGAGACGAUGAGCCCCAAGCCACCUUUGAAAGCCUCGGUCUCGAUCCGCGAUUACGCCAAGCGCUGGUGAAGGAGAAUUUCUCGAAGCCAACGCUGGUGCAAUCCAAGGCAAUUCCCUUGGCUCUCGAGGGGAAGGAUAUCUUAGCACGGGCUAAGACGGGCUCUGGCAAGACUGCGGCUUAUGUCCUUCCUGUUUUGCAAUCCAUUCUUCAGAAGAAAUCAAUUGACCCUUCUCUGAAAGCGACGUCGGUUCUUAUCCUCGUCCCCACGAGAGAACUUUCUGAGCAAGUGCAACGUGUCGUGGUAUCCUUCUCGUCCUCCUGCGGCAAGGACGUGCGAUCCGUCAAUUUGACACAAAAAGUGUCUGAUUCUGUCCAACGUGCCAUGCUUGCCGAUAUCCCCGACAUUGUCAUAUCCACCCCAGCACGGGUAGUCUCUAACGUCAAUAAUUCGGCGUUGUCCUUGGACAACCUCACCCACUUGGUGAUUGAUGAGGCCGAUCUGGUGCUUUCUUAUGGCUACGAAGAUGACAUAAAUGCUUUGGCCAAAGCUGUGCCACGAGGAGUUCAGACAUUCCUGAUGAGCGCAACUCUCACGGCCGAAGUGGACACACUAAAAGGCUUGUUCUGUCGAAACCCGGUGACUUUGAAACUGACCGAGACGGAAGAUGAAGGAGGUGGUAUCAGCCAAUUUGCUGUGCGCUGUGCGGAAGAUGAGAAAUUCCUUCUCACAUACGUUAUUUUCAAGCUGCAGCUGGUCAAGGGCAAGUGCAUCAUUUUCGUUGGAGACAUCGACCGUUGCUAUCGUCUCAAGCUUUUCUUGGAACAAUUUGGAAUCAAGAGCUGCGUGUUGAACUCAGAGCUACCGGCAAACUCGCGUAUACAUGUUGUUGAGGAAUUCAACAAAGGUGUUUACGACAUCAUCAUUGCUGCGGACGACCAAGAAGUUCUCGGCACGAAAAAGAUCAAAAAGCCAUCGGCAGCGAAGGAUACGGAAUCCAACACGGUUGAAGAGGAUGCCGAAGCUGAAAUAGAUGAAUCCAGCGACGACGAAGUCCAACCCGCCCAAGAUUCCAAAUCUCAAGGGAACAAAAAGCAGAAACUCUCUGGCAAACAGAAAGACUACGGCAUCUCCCGUGGCAUUGAUUUCCAGAACGUCGCCUGUGUGUUAAAUUUCGAUUUGCCUACGACAUCUAAGUCCUACACACAUCGCAUCGGCCGCACUGGGCGCGCCGGCAAAACCGGCAUGGCAUUCUCCUUUGUCGUUCCCAAAGAAGAAUACGGCAAACACAAACCAACAAGCUACCCAACUGCUAAAUACGACGAAGCGGUGCUUGCAAAGAUCAUCAAACGUCAGGCCAAACUCGGCCACGAAGUAAAACCAUAUCACUUUGAAAUGAAACAAGUCGAGUCCUUCCGCUACCGUAUGACCGAUGCUCUACGCGCCGUCACGCGACUCGCCAUCCAAGAAGCACGGGCGCGCGAGAUCCGCCAGGAACUGAUCAAGUCGGAGAAGUUGCGCCGUCACUUCGAGGAGAACCCAGAUGAAUUGCGACACUUGCGACACGAUGGCGAGAUUCGAGCGGUCAGAAUUCAGCCUCAUCUCAAGCACGUCCCCGAUUACUUGAUGCCGUCCAAGGGAAAGCAGGGAUUGAUGGCGGAAGACUCGCAGAAACAUGUGAAAAUCGGGAAGUCGAAUGAGAACCGAAUCCGGAAGGCGAGGGAGAGGAAUAGGGCUAAAGGGCGGCGAGGUGCAGGGUCUAGCGGUAGGAAAUCGGAUCCCCUGAAGACUUUUAAUGCGAAGGGGAGAAAGAAGUAA